AUGUCACUCAACAUCUUGCUCCGCCCACGCCGUCAGCCCGAUGGCCAGAGAAAAACUAUCUGGGUGUAUAAAUCUAAGAACCGAGCAGGUGAGAAAGGUGAUCGAGGACCUCCUGGACCGCCAUCAUACAGGAAUGGGCAGUUCCCAGAAAUAGGUGGAAUAGGACCAAAAGGAGACAGUGGUGAGCCAGGAUACCCUGGCUCUAAAGGAGACAGAGGACUGCCAGGUAUUCAGGGGCCACCUGGUUUACCAGGUCCUGCAGGAAUUGGAGGUCCAGGUCCUUCCGGUCCACCAGGUUUACCUGGAGAGAGAGGAGAAAAAGGCGAUGAGGGACAACCUGGAAUCUCUCACCCUGGACCACCUGGGAGAGCAGGUCCAACAGGAGUUCAAGGAGUCCCAGGACCUCCUGGUCCCCCAGGAAUAUUUAACGGCGACAUAGAAUGUAAUCGUGGUCCUCCUGGUACUCCAGGCCAGCAGGGGGAGCGAGGAUUUACAGGAGAAACGGGACAGAAAGGUCAAAAAGGAGAGACAUGUGCCAGUUGUUUCACUAAUGGAAACCCCAUCCCAGGACCCCCAGGGUUUCCAGGUCCUCCUGGAAAUCCAGGCUCACCUGGUUUUCCUGGAACUAAAGGAGACAGAGGAUUCCCGGGAGGGCCAGGGCUCAUGGGCCCACCUGGAAUACCAGGACCUAAGGGUCUCCCUGGAGUCCCUGGAGAGAAGGGCGACCCAGGCGAUGCACUCUCUGUUCCGGGUGUGAAAGGAGAAAAGGGAGACACAGGCUUUCCUGGACCAGGUCUGCCGGGACUUGAUGGAAGACCUGGUCGUGAUGGAGUUCCUGGUCCCCCAGGCCUCAGAGGACCACCCGGUUCGGCAUUUGUGAAAGGCACACAAGGUCCAUCAGGUGAUCCUGGCUUGCCAGGACCUCCUGGAGACAGGGGUCUGCCAGGUCCCCCUGGAUUUGGUCCUCAGGGGCCUCCUGGAGAGAAAGGUAUCCAGGGUGUUUCAGGAAGAUCAGGAGGCCCUGGAGCACCAGGUCAGAAAGGUGAACCUGGCUUGGCAGUGUCAGAAAAAGGUGAACGUGGAACCCCAGGACGUGAUGGAGAUCCAGGUUUGCCAGGAAGUCCAGGUAACCCAGGCCUACCAGGACAGCCUGGGUUCCCUGGCUUAGCUGGACCCAAAGGAGAUUCUGGUCUUCCUGGUAUUGGUUUGCCAGGACCCCCAGGUCCUAAAGGAUUUCCUGGUAUUGCUGGUUCCCCUGGUGGACCUGGUAUUCCUGGACGACCAGGUUUGGAUGGACUACCUGGACAGCCUGGAUUACCUGGGCCCAAAGGCCUGUUUGGAGAAAAGGGUUUAAAAGGAUAUGCAGGACUUACUGGUCCAAAAGGAAAGAGAGGUCCUCCUGGUCCACCGGGUCUUCCAGGUCCACCGGGCUUAUCUCUGAACAUAACAAUGACUCAGCUAAAAGACAUCAUGUACCUCUCCGACAAGUCCAACUAUCCGCUUAUUAAGACCUUGCUAAGCUCCCUACAGGAAGACCUGCGAUUCUUUAUAGAUCCUCCAGAUGGCACUAAAGAACAUCCAGCCACCACCUGCUUGGAGUUGAUGCUCAGUCAUUCUAACUUAACCAGUGGAAUGUAUUAUAUCGACCCAAAUCAGGGCAGUCCUGCUGAUGCUUUGCUGGUCUAUUGUAACUUCGGUGCAGGAGGACAAACAUGUUUGCCAUCCCUGCAGCCACAGAUCCCCAUGAAAUCCUGGCUCAGAGACGCCAUGCCAGACUCAUUUACAUGGUUGAGCACUAUAGAUGGCGGCUUUCAGUUCGACUACAUGGAAACGGGUGUGGUGCAAAUGAGAUUCCUGCGACUCAACAGCAAGUUUGUGAAGCAGAACAUCACAUUUUCAUGCCAGCCAAACAGCCACCAGGGCUCCAACGAAAGAGACAUUAAGUUCCUCGCAGAUUCAAGGAGACAGAGCUUCUUGGGAACAUUACUGGAUUGCGAACCUGUCGGGUCACCGGAUCCAGGCCCUCGGGAGUCUGUGUUCCAGUUAGAGACUGAAGACCUGGAGCUUUUACCAGUCAGAGAUCUGGCUUUAUUUGGCCACAGUGACACGACGGAACAGUUUCAGUUUACUGUGGGACAAGUCUGCUUCAGCUAAAACGCAAACACAUUUGAGGACUCGCUCAACUCUUGUGCAGAGCCCUUCUCUGCCGAGACGAGAAGCAGAGCCGAGAACGAUAAGCAAAUAUCAGGACUUUCUUUACUCUACUGUUCUCCAUCUGCUGUGGGAAUGGAGGUUCCUAAUGAAGUUUUCACCUUCGGUUUACAGUGUACCUUCAGUGUACAAUUUUAAACUGAUUUGUUGUCUAGUGGCAACGGCAAUCCGGUGCGCAGCUUCUCACGAGGAGAUGUAAUAUAUUGUUUACAACGCUUGUUUCCUGUCAAAUAACUGAUUAUUUAUGUAACGUCGGGAUGUUGUUACUCGUCAUAUUUCACAAUGAUUUCCCUUUGAUUCAGGUUUUGUUGCACCUUAUGACAAAGAGCACUGUGAUAUACACUACAUGGCCAAAAGUGUCUGAGCACUUUAACACCAUAAGCGCUUCAUGCACGUUUAAUUUGAAAACCUUUGGCAUUGAUAGGUAGUUCAUCCACUCUGCGCUGCUGUAACGGCUUCUGCUCUUGUUGGAAGGCUUUUAAACCUUUCCAGAGAUUUGCUGUCACGUUUGGCCAUGUGGUGUAUGUGGCACUCAAAUCUGAUAUUGUUUAAACAAUGUACCUCAAGCAUACAAUAUGUAUGAGGUACUGCUUGUGAAGACUAAUAACACGAAUGAGAAUAUUUUGGUCAGACCGUUGCCGUUGGGCCAUUGUUUACGGUGGAACCAAUGGAAUUUACAGUACGUUACGUAACAAAUUAUAUGACCGUUUCUGAAUAACGCAUAAUCAAUUGUUGUUCUUUUGUGCGAAUUGCAAAAAGAGUCCCAUUUAAAAAUAAUGACAAUUUAGCUCGUUGUAAAAGUAGCUCAUUGCAAUCUGUUUUAAUAGCAAACUGAUUUUAUUCAAAAGAGUGUGUUUUUAUUGUUGGGUAUGUUAUGGUUGCCUAAGUAAAAAUCAAAGGAAACCAAAAUAAAUCCUCAAGGGUUUGUGUUCUUUCAGGUUACUGUAUGAAAUUAAAAUGCCUUCAGCGUGAAUUUUAAUAACUGCAAAGAUUUUUUUUUAAUUUGGGAAGCGCAAGUUAAUAUCUGCAGGAAUCAGAACGCUGUUAAGUAUUGUAAAUGUGACUUUGUCAAGGGAAAAACUGAUAAAAAAUAAA
Puntigrus tetrazona (Sumatra barb) is the source of this 3306-nucleotide messenger RNA. RefSeq names its product collagen alpha-5(IV) chain-like. Gene Ontology annotation, molecular function: extracellular matrix structural constituent. NCBI's taxonomy places the organism in Eukaryota, Metazoa, Chordata, Actinopteri, Cypriniformes, Cyprinidae. The record is from RefSeq and is a predicted model, not a curated record.